AUGCUUCCCGACAGAGAUAAAUUAAUCCUCAACACACUGAUUACAUUGAUCGGUCUGGUGGGUUUCGUGGGCAACCUGCUCAUCCUGCGCAGCCUGAUCAUGUACAAGAACAUGCGGAUCACCCACCAUGUGGUCAUCGGUGGACUGGCAUUGGCCAGUAUUCUUUACAUCAUCUUUGAGAUCCCACAAAAUAUUGUCAACUUUACAGACACACAUUGGAACAUCAGCAACCUCUGGUGCAACAUUACCAACUACAUGGCCUACUGCAGCCUGGCUGUUGUCGCCUUCCAUCUCGUUGUGCUGACAAUUCUAAAUGCUCUGAUCCUCACUAACCGUCCCAACGCAAAAAUCACAGGCAAGCACGGUCUAAUCAUUGUUAUCUUUCUCUUUCUCUUGAUCUACAUCACUGGCAUCCCAUUAGCCUUUGCUUACAAAGUUGACCAGAAUCUGGAACGCUGUGUCUUCAAGCCUCAUUUAGAUGCCCGGAUGAUGAUGAUUCUCACUAUCUCAGUCUGCUACAUUGUUCCACUGAGCAUUACACUUGUUACAUAUGUUAUUCUUCAUUAUAUCACCAAACGGUUCUUUGAAGACAGCAUCCCAAUGGACAAGCGUCGACUGUCACAGCUUGUCCUUGGGCUGGUCAUGGCAUAUUUCAUGUGCCAGUUGCCCUACCAUGCUGUGUUCCUUCACAUCCUAUUUAAUCUGGGGCCGGAGACAGAGCCAAUUGAACAAGAAAUGUGGCUCCGGAUCAUGUCAUAUUUCCUGUGUCUUGCUCAGCUUAGGCAAUUGGGGCUUGUAUCUUCAUCUUUGUCUUUUCUUUGUUUCUUUUUCUGUUUUUUUUUUCAUUUUUUUGUUUUAUAUAUUAUUACUUCUGUGGUUUUUUUCUAUGUUAUUUUACUCUUACAUUUUUUACUUUUUUAUCUUUUUCUUUUUUUUUACUCUUUUUUUUAUCCUUUUUACUCUUUUUCUUUAUUUGAUUCUUUUUCUUUUUUUACUCUUUUUCUUUUUUCUUUUUUUUCUUUUUUACUCUUUUUCUUUUUUUUACUUUUUUUCUUUUUUUACUCUUUUUCUUUUUUCUUUUUUUUUCUUUUUUACUCUUUUUCUUUUUUUUAUUCUUUUGCUUUUUUUACUCUUUUUUUUUUUUACUCUUUUUCUUUUUUUUACUCUUUUACUUUUUUUACUCUUUUUCUUUUAUACUCUUUUUCUUUUCUAUUCUUUUUCUUUUUUUACUCUUUUUCUUUUUUACUCUUUUACUUUUUUAAUAUUUUAAUUUUUUUACUGCAUUUUCUAUUUUUAUUUUUUUUUCAUUUUCUUUUAUCUCUCUUCUUUUUCUGUUUCAUUUUUUCUUUUUCUUUUUUCUUUUUCUUUCUUUUAGCAAUUCCUUCUUUUUUUUCUAUUUCCAUUUUUCUGUUUUUCUGCUUUUCUUUUUCUCUUUCCUUUUUUUAUUGUUUUAUUUUCUGUUUUCUUUUUUUUAAGCCUUAUCAGGUUUUUCUUUUUCGUCCUUUUCCAUUCCUUCUUUUUCUAUUUUCUUUUUCUGUUAUCUUUUUGCUGCUUUUCUUUUUUUGUUUGUUUAUUUCUGUUUUUUUGUUUCUAUUUUCUUCUCUGUUUAUUAAUUUAUUUUAA
Messenger RNA from Acanthosepion pharaonis, 1623 nucleotides. NCBI's taxonomy places the organism in Eukaryota, Metazoa, Mollusca, Cephalopoda, Sepiida, Sepiidae. The record is from the annotation of a GenBank genome assembly.